Vespa crabro (European hornet) is the source of this 1967-nucleotide messenger RNA. RefSeq lists its product as uncharacterized. The transcript is spliced from 5 exons. The coding region runs from base 667 to 1173 and encodes 168 amino acids. Lineage: Eukaryota; Metazoa; Arthropoda; Insecta; Hymenoptera; Vespidae. The record is from RefSeq and is a predicted model, not a curated record.
UAUUUUUUGUUUUUAUUUGUCGUUAACAUUGCUUUUUUCAAAUAUAACUCGUAUUAAUUUAAUUGUCGUUAGAAUUUAAAAAAAAACCAAAGUUCCGCUCGAAAGAUACUGUGUUUUAAUUGAUGAAGGAAAUAAAAAAUAUUAUUCGUAAUGUUUAUUCUAGAUAAACGACUAGAAGACCAUGUAUGCUGGUGUAUGCGCUGCUGCACCGGAUCGAUUUAGAAUGCGCAAAUCGUAGAGAACCUAAUUUUCAAAUAAUCGGAAGUAUGUGAAUGAUGUUUGUAAAAAAAAUUUGAAAUGAUAAGAGUGUGCAGUUUGCGGAUUCUUUUAACAUCCCAAUAUUAAGAAUAAAGCUCGAUUAAGUAAACGGAUUAUUAGAAGGAAGAAUGCACGUUUCGUUUUGGUUUAAUGAACAUGCCGUCGGGGAGAUAUUAGGAUUUCUCUGACAGAGCUUUAGUAUGAUUGAAAAUGUGACAGAGUUUAAUAAUAUCAAUCCUUAGGCGAUAUUUCAACUAAUACGAAAGAAUUAGUAGCAAUGAAUCGUGAAAUUUAUCACCGAUCAAUUCUGUACAACGCUUAUACUUGAAGAAUUAAUAAUCAAAGGAGAUUCAUUAGGAAGAUCCUGAGGAACAUGUUCUUCUUAUAUACAGGGUGACUCACUUAUACAUGCCUAUCGACAGAAAUAAUGUAACCAAUGCUGGGAACAACCAACUAAUAUUAUCUAAUACAGUUGCAAGUGGUACAAACAGAAGUAUUUUAGAUUUAUCAGAAUUCAGUGAUGCUGAACUGGCUGGUUAUAGAUUACGUUGCGGAGUUUGGAUUACAUUUGUAUUGGCGACAGGAUUUGUUAUAGCAGCAAAAUUUUCUUUUGGCCAUGAGGGUCCAGGUUUGGAAAUAUUUGUAUUUUGUGGUCUAUUGACGCUUCUGCUACUUGCAUGUCUGUAUUCCAUUCUUUGUCGUCGUACUCACGAGAAUAGUCGUCAAGAAAAUCAUAUUCAGGAGAAUCAGAUUGCAUCUUUAAAUAAUGCGAGUUUAUCUACUACCGAAAAUUUAAGACCUAUACCAGUUAUCAGACAACAUCCACCACCGCCAUACCAUAUAGCUAUUUUAAUUCCACCGCCUGAUUCUUCAGACGAAGCUGCUCCACCUUCAUACGACAAAGUUAUUCGAUGAAAAUAUUAAUAUUGAAUCAAUAAGGAUAUAUGUUAUGAAUCUUACUUAAUUUUUAACAUCUUUGCAAUAGUUUCAUGUCAUAAAAAACAAAAAACAAAGUAUGAUAAUAUAUAAUUUGAAUCCAAAUAUGUACUUUCUCUGCUAUAAAACAUAUUCAUAUGAAGUUCUUACAGAUAAUAAACUAUCUUAUCUCUCUCCACAUUAAUAAAGAAUAAAUAAUAUCAAUAAUUGAAUAAAUUUCACAUCUGUGAUACAAAUUCAGUGAUGCAAUGAAAAUACCAAACUUGAUUGAUAUCUGAUGAUACAAAAAAAAUACAUUAAAAUUUUAGUGGAGAUAUUUCAAUAAAAACUUAGAUAAGAUAUAAAGAAUAUUCGCGAUAGUUUGCAUUUAAUGUGAAAACAAAAUAAAUAUGUAUUUUAAUUUUUUAUAUUUCAAUAUACAAUGAUCUGUAAUAUUUAUAUAUAUCUUAUAUCAUAUAUGUAUAUAUAUAUAUAUAUAUGUAUUAACAUAUAUAUAUAUAUACAUAAACAUAUACAUAUACAACUUACAUCUAGUCUCUAAAAACAACGUAAAAUAAUAAAUCUUAAUUACAGAAAUUGUCUCUCAUUUGAAUAAUUGCACAAAUUGUUCUACUUUGAAAAAUGGUUAACAAAACAUGUAAAAUUCUGGAAUAUUAGAUUUAGUUAUUCCAAUAAAAAUGAAUAUUAUAAGAUUUUUUGACAAAUAGUAUAAAAGUUUGAUUUAUGGACAAAUAUUAAAUGUAAGACCAAAUAAAGUCUAUUCAUUCAUUGUA